Manis javanica (Malayan pangolin) is the source of this 1669-nucleotide messenger RNA. The record is from RefSeq and is a predicted model, not a curated record. Lineage: Eukaryota; Metazoa; Chordata; Mammalia; Pholidota; Manidae.
AGCUGUUCUAGGCAAACGUUCUAUCCCUAUUAGCGUCUGUGUGUCCAAGACUUACUGUGGAGUAAGUCUAUUCCUGCUCGUAGGGAGUGUGCAGUAUAUCAGGGAGGCAGAUGUGAAAGAAGUAAAUUUAGAGGAGUAAAUACGGACCCUGGUAACUCUUCGGCGCUCAGUACGCUGGAUUACCUGACGAGGGGAGCGGAACUUAAAGUGCCGAUGUGUCGGGCUUCCGGGAUAGCGGGCUCCCACCAGCGACGCACCGUCAAGAUGGCGGCCGGCCUGCGGAAACGAGGCCGGGCUGGUCCCGCCGUCCGGGCAGCAGGACUCUGCGGGCAGUGGCUGCGGCGCGCCUGGCAAGAGAGGCGUCUGCUGCUGCUAGAGCCUCGCUACACGCUGCUGGUGGCCGCCUGCCUCUGCCUGGCGGAGGUGGGCAUCACCUUCUGGGUCAUUCACAGGGUGGCAUAUACAGAGAUUGACUGGAAGGCCUACAUGGCUGAGGUAGAGGGCGUCAUCAAUGGCACCUAUGACUACACCCAACUGCAGGGUGAUACUGGACCACUUGUAUACCCAGCUGGCUUUGUGUACAUCUUUAUGGGGCUCUACUAUGCUACUGACCAGGGUACUGACAUCCACAUGGCCCAGCAUAUCUUUGCUGUACUCUACCUGGCCACCUUGCUGCUUGUCUUCUUGAUCUACCACCAGACCUGCAAGGUACCUCCCUUUGUCUUCUUCUUCAUGUGCUGCGCCUCUUACCGCGUCCACUCCAUCUUUGUGCUGCGGCUCUUCAAUGACCCAGUGGCCAUGGCACUGCUCUUCCUCAGUAUCAAUCUCCUGCUGGCCCAGCGCUGGGGCUGGGGCUGCUGCUGUUUCAGCCUGGCAGUCUCUGUGAAGAUGAACGUGCUACUCUUCGCCCCUGGGUUACUAUUCCUUCUCCUCAUGCAGUUUGGCCUCCGUGGGGCCCUCCCCAAGCUGGGCAUCUGUGCUCUCCUUCAGGUGGUGCUGGGGCUGCCCUUCCUACUGGAGAACCCUAUCGGCUACCUGUCCCGCUCCUUUGACCUUGGUCGCCAGUUUCUCUUCUGCUGGACAGUGAACUGGCGCUUCCUCCCUGAGGCCCUCUUUCUCCAUCGUGCCUUCCACCUGGCACUACUAGCUGCCCACCUUACUCUACUCUUGCUCUUUGCCCUCUGCAGGUGGCACAGGACGGGGGAAAGUAUCCUGUCGCUGCUGAAGGAUCCUUCCAAAAGGAAAGUUCCACCCCAGCCCCUCACACCGAAUCAGAUCAUUUCUACCCUCUUCACCUCCAACUUCAUUGGCAUCUGCUUCAGCCGCUCCCUCCACUACCAGUUCUAUGUCUGGUAUUUCCACACACUGCCCUACCUCCUGUGGGCCACGCCUGCACGCUGGCUCACACACCUGCUCAGAUUGUUGGUGCUGGGGCUCAUUGAGCUCUCCUGGAACACAUACCCAUCCACAUCCUGCAGCUCUGUUGCCCUCCACGUAUGCCAUGCUGUCAUCCUGCUACAGCUCUGGCUGGGCCCCCAGCCUUUCCCCAAGAGCAUCCAGCACAGCAAGAAAGUGUACUGAGAUCCACCUCUUUUCCCAUCCAGUUCAUUCUCAGGAUCCUGGAUGGGGAUAGAUCCUGUGCCCUUCCCAAUAAACCUUAUCAAGUCUG